Molecule: messenger RNA, 820 nt
Organism: Nicotiana tabacum (common tobacco)
Lineage: Eukaryota; Viridiplantae; Streptophyta; Magnoliopsida; Solanales; Solanaceae
Source: RefSeq, a predicted model, not a curated record
UGAGAGGCAUGCAAAUUCUCAAUUUAUCUUCUUUAUUAUUGCAGUUCUAGCGAUUCGUUGUGGUUGUUUUCUACCUCUGUUAUUCAGUGGCACUUGAACCGAAAGGAAAUAGAUGCGUGAAUAUGUCGAGUAAAAAUCAUAAAAAUGAAAAUUGUGAAAAAAUAUAUGCUGACAAGAAAGCAAGGCGACGCGAAUUAUACAAGAUGAUGCAAGGCGAUAAAAAGGAGGCUCUCCUAGUGCGAGUACGAGCGCGAGCAAGUAAGGACGAAACAAGUGGUCGGCAACUUCCUGCUUGCUCGCUAAUUAAUAGCUCUGUUAUCGCAUCAUCCUCUAUGAGUGCUAAUAUUUCAAGCGAGCAACAUCUUCCUUUUGUGGGAUAUUCAAUAUAUGAAGCAGAUGGCAGAAAGAUUCAACAUCAAUGCGAUUACUCCAGAAACGGAAGAAUGGACCUGCAAGAUACAAGUAGUUGAUAAAGGCAGACCUAGAGACAACAGAGAGAAAACGAAAAAAUAUCAGCUGAUGGUUUUGCAAGAUGAAGAGGAAAAUCAAGUGGAAUGUGUUAUAUUCAAUGUGGAGAUAAUGCAUUUUGCAGAUCUGUUUCGCCCUUUCCAUACUUACUUGGUGUCAGUUGCACAAGUCAAAGAAUCAAACUAUAUGUACGGAAAUCCACUUAACAAAUUUACAUGGACAAUUGAUAGGUGUACCAUUGUUGAGCCAAUAGAAACUGUUAAUCCUCCAGAAGAUCCACUACCUCCGCCAACGCGCCUAAAUCUUAAACCAUUUGGCAACUUUGAAUAUCAACCCGAAGGAUCUGAAUUCG